Pararge aegeria (speckled wood butterfly) is the source of this 1960-nucleotide messenger RNA. It is a transcript of the gene vermilion, whose product is annotated as tryptophan 2,3-dioxygenase. Lineage: Eukaryota; Metazoa; Arthropoda; Insecta; Lepidoptera; Nymphalidae. The transcript is spliced from 10 exons. The record is from RefSeq and is a predicted model, not a curated record. Gene Ontology annotation, molecular function: L-tryptophan 2,3-dioxygenase activity; heme binding; metal ion binding. Bases 104 to 1417 code for a protein of 437 amino acids.
AAGUGUGCGCGCGUUUAGUGUAUCGCCGCGUGUGCAUUUUGAAUUUGGAACUUGGAAUAUAUUUUUUAUAAAUAUUUGCAAGACGUUCUGAGGAUUAAAAAAAAUGGCAUGCCCAAUGCGCUCGGUGACCGAUGACUCGGCACAGGAUGGCGAUCACCUGGGCAAUGAAGCUGGUAUGCUCUACGGAGAAUACCUUAUGCUGGACAAACUGCUCAGCGCUCAGAGAAUGCUUAGCGCUGAGUCUUCUAAGCCGGUUCACGACGAGCAUUUGUUUAUAAUCACACAUCAAGCGUACGAGCUAUGGUUUAAGCAGAUAAUAUUCGAAGUGGACUCAGUCAGGUCUCUGCUGGAUGUAGAAGGACUGGAUGAAAGCCACACCAUGGAGAUAUUGAAGAGGCUCAAUAGAGUCGUACUAAUUCUUAAGCUUCUAGUAGACCAAGUGAUGAUCCUAGAGACGAUGACGCCACUAGACUUCAUGGACUUCAGGCAUUACCUACGACCUGCGUCCGGGUUCCAGAGUUUACAGUUCAGACUUUUGGAAAAUAAGCUCGGCUUAAAACAAGCUUUACGGGUAAAGUACAACCAAAACUACCAAACUGUAUUCGGAGACGAUCCAGAAGCUAUGGAGUCUUUACAUAAAUCUGAAGAAGAGCCAGCUCUAUUAGCCUUGAUAGAGCGCUGGUUGGAACGCACACCGGGACUUAUCACCCACGGAUUCGAUUUCUGGGGAAAAUUCCAGGCAGCUGUAAACAAAAUGAUCAAGGAAUCGAUUGAAGAAGCUAUGCGUGAACCUAACGAAACUGUCCGCCGCCACCGUCUGCAAGAUGCUGAGAAUCGUCGCGAGAUAUACCGAUCCAUCUUUGAUCCUGCCGUACACGACGCACUGCGGUCACGAGGAGAAAGGCGGCUGUCACAUCGGGCCCUGCAAGGCGCGAUUAUGAUCACGUUCUACCGCGAUGAACCACGCUUCUCGCAGCCGCAUCAGCUUCUAACAUUACUCAUGGAUAUGGACAGUCUCAUCACGAAGUGGCGUUAUAAUCACGUGAUAAUGGUACAGCGCAUGAUUGGUUCACAGCAACUCGGCACCGGCGGUUCUUCCGGGUACCAGUAUCUUCGUUCAACCCUCAGUGACCGCUACAAAGUUUUUCUGGACCUCUUCAACUUGUCAACGUUCCUUCUGCCACGUUCACUCAUACCUCCCCUGGAUGACGGGAUAAAGAAGGAUCUCAAACUCACCUGGGGAGAUCACAUUAAGGAAAACGGACACAACGUCGAGGAAAAUGGGGACACCCAAAAGAAUGGAGAAAACCAAAAUAAUGGUGAAACCCUGAAGAAUGGGGAAAUCCAAAAGAAUGGGGAAACCCACCUUAAUGGUUUGGAGGCGUUUACAGAUCUGACCUUGAAGGAGACUUCAUAACAGCCACUGUAUCCUACUUAAGCGUUCCCCAAACAGACGCGCUGGCGUUUUUCGUCGCGUUCGCGUUUUGAUUUCGCAGGCGAUAGUUUACCGAAAAUGUCGAACGCGGAAACGGUACGGUCACAAAAUGUUCAUUACUUAAAUAUUGCGAAAUUAAGUUUGUUUGUUAAUUAGGCCUCACUUUACGUCUCAACUAAGCAAAGUUUACUUGGUUUUUGGCAUUGAGUUACUUGAAAUGACGGACUGGCUUCUUUACAUUAUAGUAAAACGAUCGGCUCCCACGGGAUUUGUAAUAAAAGAAUGCAGGCAACGGCUACUAGAUUUCUUAGAUACAUACAAAGCAAUAUGCUCUUUUAUAUACAAUUUUUCUUUUGCUAUUGUUUAAACAUUUUUAAUCUAAGGAGUGUCGGAAAGACUGUGGACACUAUAAUAUGAGGCAGGUACUAAUAAUACAUGAUGCUUGAACGACCUGCCUCCCGCAGUGUUGUGUGCUAUUCUUUUUCAAUAUACAAUUUAUAAAUUCUCUUAUUCUUAUUAUAUUGU